AUGGUGAGUUCGAGAAAAUUUCAGAAAAAAAUGAAAGUGAAAAAAUUUCCAGAAUAAUGCACAAAGAAAAAACGAAAAAUUAUCGAAAAAUGUGAAAAGUUCAAGACGUAAAACGAAUAAAACACAAGCCAUUAGUCAACAAUCGGCGAGAAGAAAAAAAGGAUCACAAAAACCGGUGAGAAAAUUGAAAAGUUUGACUGAAAAUUUGGCUGAAAGUGAAGCAUUUUCAGCCAAAAUUCUGUGAAUUUUGAGGAUUUUGAGAUUGGAGAUACAGUUCACUUAUUGUUCUGUAUAAUUUGAAACUCUAACUUCAAAUUCUCUAAAUUCUUUAACUUAUUCCUCUAUAUUCAAAAAUUCCAGACAAAUCGAAAAACAGCUCGCGCACACAGUGUUCCAAGCACCAUACGAACUGCUCAAAACAACUCGAGUCUCUCCGAUGAAAAACUAAACCCAAAACAAGUGGUUCAUAUAAAAAGAGAUGCAGAUGUCGAUGAAAAUGCCGUGAAAACAUUCAUAGCAAAAUUCAACAAAACAAAACCGAACGCAAAUAAUCCACCAACUCGUCGAAAAUUAUCAAAUACCGAUUUAUUGACACUCGAUAUGGUCAAUAAAAAAACCACCAAACUUCCAAGUAAUAAUAAGAAAUCAACAUCGCCGGGUGGAAACAAGAAACCAAGCCAAGUUCAAAGCACAACAUCAGCCUCAACUAAUAAUCAAAAAGCUAUUGUGAAUUCACAUUCAACUGAUGAACCAUCGGAGGAAAAAGAUUGUGUUGAUGGAAAUUUUGGAGCAUUUUUUGGGGCUCAAAGUAUUGCUGAAGAGGAUCGAUAUGAUGAUGUGCCAAGAAUUGAGGAUGUUGUGAAAAUGCCGGAGGAAAAUGUGUUUUUGGUUGAGGGAGGACAACAGACAAAAUGGAUGGAAUAUAUUGAACCAACUGAGGGUGAUAUGGUGAGUAUCGGGUGAAAAAUGGAAUAAAUAAGGAGACAAAGAUUACUGUAUUUUGUUUGCACCAAAAUUGCCCCGAGAAAAUCUUCAAAAGUUUUGCAGACUGACGUAGAGCCUCCAUUUACUGUUGGCGGAGAGCAAAUCGAAAUGUAUCACGACAAAAAGUUCAAACUACAUUGUCCUCCCGAAACCAAGUAAGUUAGCCUAGUUUUCCACCUGAAUCUAACUUUUUUCAUAUCUUUUUUGGCACAAAAAAUCACAAAUUCCAUCUCUCAAUGUUUCUCUUUCAGACUUUUACUUGAUCAAUGGGAACAACGAAAAUAUUUGGCGAAACGCGACGACUUGUUUUUCACACCACCUUUGGUUUUCAGCAAUACUAUUCGGAGUUUGAUUAAUGUUGGAUGUGAGCCUGAAACAAGACUCAAAGCCCUCAAGCCCAUGUUUUUCAGCCAAAGAAACCGGAAAGGCGAUAACGACAAAAAAGAAGAAAAAUACGGAAAGCGAUGACCAAAUGUCGCCGACACAAAUCGAAGAGGAAAUGGAGAAUGUAAAAAUUGUUGGAGUGCCUGUGAAAAAGGUUUUUGUAUACGAGGUAUGGUUUGCUGUCUGUGUCUCUGCCCCUUAUAAUCUAACUCCGUCUGUCUCUAACCGUCUGAAAAUAUCCGAAAUUUCCAGCGCUCGGAUCCAAUUGCUUCAGCUUCCCGAAAAAUCGUGAAAUCCGAAAGAGAAUUCAAAUCAAAAAUGCCACUCGAACUAAUGUAUAAAUAUAUUUAA
Caenorhabditis angaria is the source of this 1719-nucleotide messenger RNA. The record is from the annotation of a GenBank genome assembly. NCBI's taxonomy places the organism in Eukaryota, Metazoa, Nematoda, Chromadorea, Rhabditida, Rhabditidae.